AUGAUGGUCCUGACUUUACUAUUUUGUUUGCUUUCUUUUCUGUUUCAACUACCCUUUGUUUUUCCUGCAAGAAACAUUUCCCUCAAGUGCAUGCAAGACACUGACCAAUUCCUUUCUGAUCUGAGUUCAGCGGAGCCCAAAGAAUACGCUCUGAGAAUGUACGACUCCAUCGGGAAACUUGGGAGCAAUGUCCUCGGGGGGAACGUGGACAGGCUGGGAUCUUACAGCGAGUGUCUCUCCACCCGAGUGCCCUCGGGGGCCUUCCGGGGGCGGUACUGCAAGCUUCGCAUGCAGCAGGAUGGAGCUGACUACAGUGUGGCCGUGUGUGUCCCCGAUUCCUGUGCGGAAGAGGAUGUGACUGCGCUGUCUCAGCUGGAUAUUUUAAGAUUCAGAAAUGCUUCCUUUUUGGCUCCUUCUCUCUCCCUCUUUACCACGAAUUCGUCCUCCUCAUCUGGUGGGGGUGUGGCCAGAUGUGCUACUGGAAUGUUCCCCCUGGACACGUUUGCUGCCGUGUGUCUGUUCCUCACCCUGCUCGGCCUCGCCCUCCCUCUGGCUGGGACUGCGUAUGUGGCAGCCCGGGGCUGGGGGUCAGACUGCAGGGCGUCCCCCUCGCAUGGGGCAUGUUCGGCCACGUACGGGAGUCUGCCUUCGAGAGAAACGGAGAGGAGCGGACCAAGAAGCAGAAGCCAGGGGACGGGUGGCCUGUCCCGUGGCUCGCUGCCAGGAACCCCGAGCAGGGGAAAAAGGUUUCUAGGAGCCGUGGACCACGCUCUGAAAUGCUUUUCUUGGCAGAAGACUGUGCCGGCCAUCUGGGCUACCAAGACGCCAGGAAGCACGUGCUCUGCACUGGACGGCAUCCGAGUCUUGAGUCUCCUCUGGAUCAUGUCGGGGCAUACCGGUCAGAUGACCGCGUGGCUGUCCUUGGACAAUGUGCUUGACUGGAAAGCCAGGGUGCUGAGAAACCCGCUGUACCUGUGCUCCCGGAGCGGCCCGUUCUACCUGGGGGUGGACUCGUUCUUCCUGAUCAGUGGCUGGUUGAGUGUGAAGUCGUUUUUAAAGAUGCAGCGGUCUCCAGAAGAAGGAAUAACUGCUCGUGUCAUACUGAGAUACUACUUUAAUCGCUUCAUGAGGCUGCAGCCUCUCCACGUGUAUUCCGUGUGCUUGAUGGUUGGCGUGUUCCCCCUCGUGCCCUGGGGACCUGUCUGGGAGGUGCCUGAGCUCCACCUGGACAACUGCCGGCAGGCGUGGUGGACCAACUUGCUGCUGCUCAACAACUUCCUGUCGGUCCGGAAUGCGUGCAACGGCUGGACGUGGUACCUUGCCAACGACUUUCAUUUCCACCUCAUGACGCCCGUGAUCAUGUUCAUCCACGGAAAGAGUGAACACGUCCUUGUCCUCCUCGGGGCCGUGCUGUUCUUGGCGUCUUUCACGGCCACGGCUUUGCUCACGCUGGCUCAUGCCCUUCCCGUGGCAGCGCCAUCCGAAGCCAGCGAGAAGGCGGCUGUGCUGUACUUCUCGGAGUACUACACGAAGCCCUACUGCCGACUCGGGCCGUUCCUCGUGGGCGUCUUCCUGAGCGUGUACAUGCACCAGAACCGCCAGGCGGGCCUCCUCAAAACCAGGGUGCAGGCGGUGCUCGGGUGGAGUUGCUCCCUGGCCACGCUGUUCGCGGUGGUCGCCGCGGCGUACGCAGUGGACGACACCUCGGGCACCCAUGCAGCUGCCGCUGCUGUCUACCAGGCCCUGCACCGGACCCUGUGGGCGGCGGCCCUGGGCUGGGUCGUGUUCGCGUGUCACGAAGGCCACGGAGGUCUGGUGGCCCAGCUGCUGUCCUGCGGCGUCUGGAGCUUCCUGGCCGGCAUCAGCUACGCCUGCUACUUGGUGCACCCCAUCAUCCUCCUCCUCUACAACGGGCUUCAGGAAACGCUCCUUCACUACACGGACAUGAACAUGUUCUACCUUUUCUCCGGACACUGUGUGCUGACCGCCGUCGCCGGGCUGGCCCUGACGCUCUUCAUCGAGAAACCGUGUCAGGAGCUGAGGUGGUGCCUUCUGGGACCGACGCCUGCAGGGCCGGGCGCGGUCCAGUGA
Molecule: messenger RNA, 2091 nt
Organism: Phyllostomus hastatus (greater spear-nosed bat)
Lineage: Eukaryota; Metazoa; Chordata; Mammalia; Chiroptera; Phyllostomidae
Product: O-acyltransferase like protein-like
Exons: 15
Coding region: 1-2091 (696 amino acids)
Molecular function (GO): acyltransferase activity, transferring groups other than amino-acyl groups
Source: RefSeq, a predicted model, not a curated record